GGUCCAGCAGCAUAACGCCAUGGGGGGCGGAUUCUCAUUGGGUGAAAGCUGCUUAAUCCGAGAGCUGAACAUUUUAUAACAUCUUCAACCUAAGCGUUUAUUCGUGGAUUUACGGAGGGAGAAACAAUGCUCGCGAACGUGAAAUGCACUGACCGAUCUGUCUGAAAUGGAGAAGUCGUCUAAAUCCUCAGUAGCGUUUUAACAAUUAAGCUUUCCAAGAUCUGUAUGACUUCACCACUCUAAGAAACUCUGUAAAGGAAUUAUUGUCCAAACACUGCCGUCGUAACACUGUACAACUACACAUAGAAUAGAAACAGUGUUUCCUGUGGAAAAGUUUAGUUUUCUUAUUCUUCACAAAGUCUGUCACAGCGCCCCCUUUUUGGGGCCAUGCCCCACCUGUUAAACAAUGACACUUCCUUCAGCUCCAAGCAAGAGCUUUUGGUCCUACAUGACAGUCCACUGGGACCCGGUCCAGACAAUCCCAGCCCCGUGGAGUCCCGGGACUCUGUGCCUGGUAGCCCAUCUGGAGAUGCACUCACUGUGUUCCACAAUACAGGCAAACUGGGGCUUGAGCUCACAGAGCCACCCAUUGGGCUGAAGUUUGUCCCAACGGACUCCGAGAAUCUGUGUGGAUGGGGAGCACUGAGCCCACAGUGUAUCCAGACCUUCAACACCCCACGCUGGUUUCUCUUCUUCCUCUGUGUGGCCUCCUUCCUCCAGGGCAUGAUCAUCAACGGCUUCAUCAACACCGUCAUCACCUCCAUCGAGAGACGUUUUGAUCUGCGCAGCUACCAGGCGGGACUCAUCGCGAGCUCCUACGACAUUGCUGCUUGUGUGUGCCUGACAUUCGUGAGCUACUUUGGUGGUACGGGUCAUAAGCCUCGUUGGCUGGGCUGGGGUGUGCUCAUCAUGGCACUGGGGUCUCUGGUCUUUGCCCUGCCCCAUUUCACCACACCACCCUAUGAGGUGAGAGUACCGCAGCGCAUGGGAUUGUGCUCGGCCAAUCACACAGAGGCAUGUGUAGGCGAGGAAGGUGGGCUGUCAGCGUACCGCUACGUCUUUAUGCUGGGCCAGUUUCUUCAUGGGGUCGGGGCAACCCCUUUGUACACCCUCGGGGUCACCUACCUCGAUGAGAAUGUCAAGUCAAACUACGCACCUGUAUACAUAGGGAUCUUCUACACAGCCGCCAUUGUAGGACCUGCGGCCGGAUACUUGCUGGGUGGAUUCUUUCUCAACAUUUACACAGAGAUUGACCAAACGACAGAGCUGACUCCUGAAAACCCACUGUGGGUGGGAGCUUGGUGGAUUGGUUUCCUGGCAGGAGGAGCAGCGGCUCUGGUUAUCGCUCUGCCUAUACUGGGUUACCCACGGCAGCUACCAGGCUCUCAGCGAUAUGUGGCCAUGCGUGUCUCAGAGGCCCACCAGCUGAAGGAUGGCAGUCAAGUCACUGCAUCUGAUCCUCAGUUUGGAAAAACAGUAAAGGACAUGCCCAGGUCAAUGCUGUUUCUUUUGAAAAACCCUACCUUCAUCUUUUUGUGUCUUGCUGGUGCCACAGAGGCCACACUCAUAGCUGGGAUGUCCACGUUUGGCCCCAAAUUUCUGGAGUCUCAGUUUAGUCUGAGUGCUUCAGAGGCAGCAACCUGGUUUGGGUAUAUGGUGGUACCAGCUGGUGGAGGUGGCACCUUCCUGGGCGGCUUCAUUGUAAAGAAGCUGAACCUUCGUUGCCGUGGGAUCAUCCGUUUCUGCAUGCUGUGUGCACUGGUCAGCCUAACGGCUAUCUUCAUAUUUUUGGUACACUGUCCUAAUGUGCCCAUGGCAGGAGUAACUACCCCAUACUACAGCAACUUCACACACAACAACUACAGCGCCCCCUACCUGCAGACAGAAAUCCACAAAAGCAGCUUCUCGGAUCUGGGCAAUCUGACCGUAAGCUGUAACAUUGGAUGUCACUGUGUUAAGGAGUUGUUUAACCCUGUGUGUGGUGCGAAUGGAGUGAUGUAUUUCUCUCCCUGCCAUGCCGGCUGCAGCUCCCUCAACCACACGAACAGCCCCAGAGGCAGACAGGUGUUCUCUGGGUGCAGCUGUGUGGUAGGGAAUAUAUCAUGGGGAGAACAAGGUUUUGCUGAAGAAGGGAGGUGUGUGUCGUCCUGCAAUCACAUGCCAGCCUUCCUCACGUUCCUCUUCGUCGUCAUCUUCUUCACUUUCCUCUGCAGCAUCCCUGCACUUACUGCCACACUCAGGUGUGUUCCUGACAGUCAGAGAUCGUUUGGGCUUGGGAUCCAGUGGAUCGUAGUAAGGACUCUCGGUGGGAUCCCAGGCCCCAUAGCGUUCGGCUCCGUGAUUGACAUCUCCUGUCUGCUGUGGGAAGAGCAGUGUGGGGAAUACGGCUCCUGUUAUCUGUACCACAACUCAGCCAUGAGCCAGUACUCGCUCAUUGCAGGCAUCAUCUACAAGGUUUUAGGCACUUUUUUCUUCUUGAUGGCCAGCAUGCUCUACCAGCCGCCCCCCGAGUCUCCCCAGAGCAGCUGUGAGAGCACAGAUGUGGGAGGCCAUGACAGUGGGGGGAAGAACAGAGACCUGCCAAUCAAAGACAUCCCCCCUGAGAUCAUCUCAAACCCGCAUGCCAAAUUAUGACCUCAGUCGAGUCUACAAAAAACACCUCACCUCAAAUUGUGCGUGUAUGCUUCUGUGUGUGU
Molecule: messenger RNA, 2696 nt
Organism: Rhinichthys klamathensis goyatoka
Lineage: Eukaryota; Metazoa; Chordata; Actinopteri; Cypriniformes; Leuciscidae
Gene: slco4a1
Product: solute carrier organic anion transporter family, member 4A1
Exons: 12
Coding region: 388-2634 (748 amino acids)
Biological process (GO): transmembrane transport; sodium-independent organic anion transport
Cellular component (GO): membrane
Molecular function (GO): protein binding
Source: RefSeq, a predicted model, not a curated record